AACGAAAUUCCAACUGCGGUCAUCUUUUCAACAUAUCAUUGUAGCUGUUGUUUUGUUUCCUUUUUAAUCCAUUUGUGGAGAAAAAGGUAGCUGAGGUGUCAAUAAACAACGAAGAAAUAUAAGCACAUCAUGGGCAUUAACCUGACGGCGAACCCUCGCCUGCGGAUGCUGUACGUGGUGUGUGGGGUCAUCGAAAUCAUGCUCUUCAGCGGUCUCAUCUUCGGCUGGGGCUCCCUCGUCUACGUCCUCAAAGACGAGGGCAUCUACGCCGACCUCUGCGACUGCACCGACAACUGCACCUACGGCAACACCAAGACCACGUUCACGACGACGACGACUCCUGUUACUGCGACGAACCUGACCCCAACGAUCGGCGGUGACGUUAAAGGGAAAGGGUGUAAAGAGCAGGACUCGAUGCUGUCGCUGGUGUUCACGGUGGCGUCGUUGUUCUUCUGUGUGGGAAGCGCCGUCAUGGGACACAUCAACUACAAGUUUGGAACGAGAGUCACACGCAUCUGUGCUUCGUUGGCAUUUGUUGCUGGCUGCUUGAUGGUAGCUUUCGUCAGUGUUGAUCUACCAUGGUUAAUAUUCCCAGGACUUUCACUGGUUGGAGCAGCAGGUACUCCCUGGCUAUUCACAAAUACACAGCAAGCCACCAUGAGCAUAUCCUUGACAGCGAAGCCGCGUCUGCGGAUGCUCUAUGUUUUCUGGGCAUUCAUGGAGUGUCUGCUCUUCGGCGGCCUCAUUUACGGUUGGGGCUCCCUCGUCUUCAUACUGAAAGACGAGAGAAUCUUCGCUAACCUCUGCCACAGUGUGGGUAACACAACCUCGGUGAACUACACAUCCAUCCAUUCCAACGUGACAUCGCAUUUCAUCACUCACAUGGCGUCCACGCCGAUUUCUCCAACUCCGUUUGCUGUUGCUGCGAUGAACCUGACACCAGUCAUUGUUGGAGGUGGUUCUGAAGAGAAAGCCCCAAAGGAAGACUGUCAGGAACAAGACUCGAUGUUUGCGCUGGUGUUUACGGUGGCUUCAUCGCUGUUCUGUGUAGGAUGUGCCAUCAUGGGGCACAUUAAUUACAAGUUUGGUACCAGAGUCACUCGUAUUUGUUCCAUGUUAUCAUUUAUUGCUGGCUGCUUGAUGGUCGCAUUCAUCAAUGUUGAUCACCCGUGGUUAAUAUUCCCAGGAUUGACAUUGAUUGGAGUAGGAGGAAUUCCCUUGCUGGUCACAAAUACCCAGAUUUCAAACCUGUUCACGACUGGUAGUUCUACAGUGGUUGGAUUGCUGUGUGGAGCUUUCGACUGUUCAGCGGCCGUUCAACUUAUUGUCAAGAUUGGCUACGAAAAAGGUUUUCCGAGACAGCAGUCCUACUUCGUGCUAGUUGGUCUGCACAGUUUGGUUCUGGUGAGCACGUUCUUCUUCCUGCCCAAGGAUUUCAUCCGCAAGGUGGAGCCGACCAAGGCCGUGGAGGUCGUGUUCAAGGUUGACGAAGACGGGCAAGACGGGGCAGUGGAACUGUUGGCCAGGGAGAAGAGGAACAACCCCGAGUCUGUGGGAAUGGAGGGAGAUGCAGGACAUGACAUCAGUAAAAUAACAGAGAAUUCUAGCAAGACGGGAGCCAGUGAGCCGCUGACAGGUAAAGACCCCGGCAAGCGCUCUCUAAAAAGCUGUCUGCUGUCGUCGGUGUUCCUGCUUCACGUCUUCUGGCUGAUGAUCCUCCAACUGCGGUUCUACUUCUUCCUCGGCUCACUCAACCCCUGGCUUAACCUCGUCCUCGCAGGAGACCACCAACAAGUGAGUUUCUUUACCAACAUUUCCCUUUACUUUAUGCUGGGCGGUAUCAUAACAUCACCACUUGCUGGUAUUGUGUACGACUGGCAGAAACGGAUAUACAUAAACAAGCGAUCUGAGAAGUGCCGCCAGCUGAUGCCUGCUGUUUUCCCACUGGCAUUCACAGUGUUCCUUGCCAUUGUCCUGUCUCUUCUCGUCCUAAUCCCAAAGGUAGAGAUUCUGUACGUGACUUUCAUCACACUGACCGUGUUCCGAUCAUUCCUCUACGCAAUGGCAGCUGCCUUCAUAAGCACAAUGUUCCCUAGUGAAUAUUUUGGCUUGCUGUAUGGAAUCCUUAUUAUUGCUGGUGGUAUCGUUUCAUUUUUCCAGUUUGCCUUGUUUCAAUGGGCAGAGGCAACAGACUUUCAGCAGGUGAACAUAUUCCUUCUCAUCUUAGUGUGUAUGCCGUUUGUGCACCCGGUUUACCAGUGGUACACCAGUCGACGAGUUGAGUCGUACACGCUGAAAGAUGAGGCGCAGCGACGCGCUCAUUGAAGGAAAUGACGUAUCUCACACGAGUGAGGUUCUGAGUUUUUUGUCCUCACCGAACAGCAGGCCACUAGGACAAGUAGAGAUCUGCAUCAUCCCAGUUUCACACCGAGUGGUGUACAUGAAUACAGGGAAAUGGCCGUCAUAUCAGGGAUAAAGAAAUCAAAGAAUGGGGUGGGGUUUUUUUUCAAAAUUCUAAAACGGAAAUGUCGGACCCAGUUUAUGGUUAUUGUAAGGAGAUGCAAAGUGACGUCAUUGGAAUACUGACGUCAGUCAACUUCAAAAGUAGCUGUA
Gigantopelta aegis is the source of this 2613-nucleotide messenger RNA. Its product is annotated as solute carrier family 43 member 3-like. The transcript has 15 exons. Lineage: Eukaryota; Metazoa; Mollusca; Gastropoda; Neomphalida; Peltospiridae. Gene Ontology annotation, molecular function: transmembrane transporter activity. Gene Ontology annotation, biological process: transmembrane transport. Bases 130 to 2325 code for a protein of 731 amino acids. The record is from RefSeq and is a predicted model, not a curated record.